ACCAACUAACCAACAACAAAAACAUCAACACCAAAAAUCCCUUAAAACCAAAAAGCUCCAAAAUGUUACCUGCAUUACCUUGGUUAACUCUCACAGCCUUGAAUGGCAGGUAGUAUUCUAUAACUUAUUUUUUGUAUUGGGAUUGAUCCUGGGGCUCUCACUGAGCUCCAUCCCCAGCCCUUUUUACUUUUUUAUUUUGAAGUAGGUCCACCCUAAGUCACUAAAUUGCCCAAGCUGGAUUUGAAGCCAUUUUGCCUCAACUUCGCAGAGCGCCGGGAUUACAGGCCAGUGCCACCAUCCCUUGCCCUGGUAUAUGAGCUAAGCCCAAGUGAGCUGGCUCCUCCCGUCCAGUCUCAGCGGCUGCCAGCAGAUCAUGUGCCAUCAGCUGUGCCGGGGCAGGCUGUAGGACGACGACUUUCUCACCAAGCAGCAAGUGCCUGGGCACCAUGGGACAGUGCCGGUCCGCCAACGCCGAGGAUGCCCAGGAAUUCAGUGAUGUGGAGAGGGCCAUCGAGACCCUCAUCAAGAACUUCCACCAGUACUCAGUGGAGGGUGGGAAGGAGACGCUGACACCGUCUGAGCUCCAGGACCUGGUCACUCAGCAGCUGCCCCAUCUCAUGCCGAGCAAUUGUGGGUUGGAAGAGAAAAUUGCCAACCUGGGCAACUGUAAUGACUCUAAACUGGAGUUCGGGAGCUUCUGGGAACUGAUCGGAGAGGCAGCCAAGAGCGUGAAGAUGGACAGUCCUGUUCCCGGGAGUUGAAGACCCUCCUGGAAUUCUGGGGGAGAUGUUGGGGAGAGGGCACCUUAGAGACUAUGGGCUCGGAAAUAAAACUUCUCUCCAGCACUACCCCCUGCUCCCUAGCCUGCACCCCCGGCAAGGUUCAUGUUCAUAACUGCCACCCCCAGGGCUGGUGCACUCUGUCCUGGCAGCUCCAUGGAGCGCGUGGGUCUAGGAGCGCCCCACUGUGGUAUGCUCGGGGGGCAGGUUGGGGCCUGGGAGGGUACAGAGGAAUAAGGGGUGUGUAACGGCCAAGUGAUUUGGUAGUAGGGAGAGGGCAGAGCGGAGCUGGGCUGUGGGCAAUGAUCGGAAGGUUGGGCUGGGAAUAUGGGGCACCGAAGUCUCAGAAUCUACCCCUCUUAGUCUCUUCUCCAUGCUAAGGUGUAGCCGUCCUGUACUGCCCCCUCCUGCAACCCAGCCCUACCCUGCCCUCCUUCCCAGACCGUGUCCCUGGGCUAGGGCAGGAGAGAAGGGAGCAGGGUCAGAGAAGAGGCUGAGAAGGUGCGAUCUGGGGGUGAGAGGACCAACGGGGGCUUGG
This is a messenger RNA of Fukomys damarensis (Damara mole-rat), 1317 nucleotides long. It is a transcript of the gene S100a14, whose product is annotated as S100 calcium binding protein A14. The record is from RefSeq and is a predicted model, not a curated record. Gene Ontology annotation, molecular function: chemokine receptor binding. Lineage: Eukaryota; Metazoa; Chordata; Mammalia; Rodentia; Bathyergidae. Gene Ontology annotation, cellular component: perinuclear region of cytoplasm. Gene Ontology annotation, biological process: response to lipopolysaccharide; positive regulation of monocyte chemotaxis; toll-like receptor 4 signaling pathway. Bases 447 to 761 code for a protein of 104 amino acids. The transcript is spliced from 5 exons.